GGAUUAACAAUCUCUUGGCCUCCUGCAUGUGUCUGAAUGCAGAAUGGAGCAGAAAGUGCCCCCAAACUGGACUACAGCUCUAUGCCCCUGCUAGGCCCUCCACAGGUGGGUCAGAGGAUUGCUUUCAAGCUGUUAGAGCUAGCUGAGAACUACACUCCAGAGAUAUCAGAAUAUAAGGAGGGGAAGAUUGUGAGCUUUGACCCAGUAACCAAACAGAUGGAGCUGGAACUACUUCAUGCUUCUCAAGCUCCUGUGGAGCCUGGGAAGUUUGACCUGGUUUAUCAGAACCCUGAUGGCUCGGAGAGAAUAGAGUACGCUGUGUGCAGAGGUGCUUGGGUGACAGAACGGUGGGACUCACUCCUUGAACCAAGGCUGGUUAUUUAAAUCUGACAGUGAAUUUGUACAUCCUGGUUUAGCAGGAUGUAUUUGCUUUUUAAAAUGAUUAAUAAUUUUAGGAUCCUUUAGCUUAUGCUCCAGUGCCUAAGUUAAGUUGGGAGUAACUUCUUCACAUGGUGGAGUAUGAGGAUUGAAUUGAAUUUUUAAAAAUAAUUGUUGCAUUUAAAUUGGGUGUUAAAGAUAAGAUUCUGUUAUUUUAAUAUGUAGAUGGAAUGAGUGUUUGUUUCCAGGACAUUGUUUUAUGUUUUGCACAGUGAUGUGACUGUUUAAAUCAAUCUUGAAUAAACUGGUUUUUAAUAAAA
This is a messenger RNA of Lates calcarifer (barramundi perch), 698 nucleotides long. RefSeq names its product coilin-like. Gene Ontology annotation, biological process: spliceosomal snRNP assembly. NCBI's taxonomy places the organism in Eukaryota, Metazoa, Chordata, Actinopteri, Centropomidae. Gene Ontology annotation, cellular component: Cajal body. The record is from RefSeq and is a predicted model, not a curated record. Gene Ontology annotation, molecular function: U1 snRNA binding; U2 snRNA binding.